AUUCCCCUUCUUCCUUGCCGACCAAACCAAGAAGACGAAGGGGGAAAAAAAUCCGAACAAUCCGAGAAGGAAAGCUAGGGUUUUCGCCAUGGCCACCGCUUAUCUCGAGCUCCUCCGCACCUCCAUUCCCAAUCUCUCCUAGGGCGGCGCGGAAUCCCCCUCCCUCCCCCCCGGAAUCUCGCAUCGGCGCGAGAAAGGAGCCGCCUUCCCCUUCCCCUUUUCCGCUAGCUCCGUCUCCUCCGUCCGAGGGUUUCCUUUCCGCCCCCACAGCCGCCCCGCAUCGCAUCGGGCCGAGCGAGCAAGCAAGCAAGCAAGCCUGGGCUAUUUUAAUCAGGCAGGGCGAGGGAUUCGGAGGGAGGCGCUGGCGAUCGACAACCUCCGGGUGAGGGCAUCGGCGGCGGCGGGGGCGGGGGCGGUCGGAUAAUGUGUAUACUGUGCGCCGUGCAACGGUGGUCGCGCCGCGUCGCCACCAUGCUGCCGUGGCUCGUCCUCCCGCUCAUCCUCCUCUGGGCGCUCUCCCAGCUCCUGCCGGCCGCCUACCGCUUCGAGGUCACCUCCCCGCGUCUCGCCUGCGUCUCCGUCCUGCUCCUCACGCUCUUCUGGUAUGAGAUUCUUCUCCCGCGGCUAUCGGUCUGGCGCGCCCGCCGCUCUGCUCGCCUCCGUGAGGAGCGCCGCGCGCAUGCGCUCGAGCUCCAGAAGCUCCGCAAGACUGCCACGCGCCGCUGCCGCAAUUGCAACAACCCGUAUAGGGACCAGAACCCUGGCGGCGGGAAGUUCAUGUGCUCGUACUGCGGUCAUGUGUCCAAGCGGCCGGUGCUUGACCUUGGCCCUGCGGGGAAGGUCCCGUCUGGGUGGCCUUGCAGUCAGGAUUGGGUGAAUGCUGCUGGCGACCCGGGUUACUGGCUUGACCUGCGGUGCUCUGCUGAUAACUCGUACUCAGGUUUCUCAUGGCGGUUGCUCUCGUGCUUUUGCAUGGGCACGACAUGGUUCUGGAGGAAAGUGCUUAGGUUUGGAUCAUCAGGGGAUGGCCGGGGCUUAGGCCGGGAUGGAAAAAUGUUGGGAAAAGGAGGGGAGAAUGGAGGGAAGGCUGAGGAGAGCAGAGUGGACAAGGCGAAAAGGAAGGCUGAGGAGAAGAGGCUGGCGAGGCUGGAGAGGGAAAUGCUGGAGGAGGAGGAAAGAAAGCAGCGAGAAGAGAUGGCAAAGCUAGUGGAGGAGCGGAGAAGGCUGAGGGAUGAGAAGGCCGAGGCUGAGGAAAGAUCCAAAGGCGCUACUCCUGUUGGGGAGAAGGAUCCUAGGAAGGAAGCAGAACGAAGGAGGCAGGAGAGGAGGAGGAAGGAAGACAAGGGAUCAAGCAAGAGUAAUUCAGAUUGUGAGGACAUUGAGCGAAGAGUAAACAGAGAGGGUGAGUGUAAGCGGGACUUUGAUAGAAGGAAUGAGCCAGAUAGACGCGACGCAACAAGAAUUGGGACAGAGGGAUAUAAGUCCCAUAACUUUGAUGCUAACAAUCAGGGUAGUAAGAUAGUACAGAGCAGGACGAAGUACUUUGGUCGUAUGACUGGAGGUUUGUUAUCUUCUUCCAGAAGUUUUGGUGGUGGUUCCAUUUUUGGUAGAAGGGCUCAGGCUCCUGCUCCUCAAGCUAACAAGGUGACUAAACCGCUUGUUGCUGCAAUUGACCAGAGCAAUGCAGUUAAAAGAGAUGCCCAACCUGCAGCUGCACAAGCAAUGUUCAAAUCUGCUACGACUGGAGAAACUAGAAACUCAUGGGCUAAUUCUCACAGAUCUGUUAGUCCAAAUAUGCAGGCACAUCCUACUGGACUUAAAAAGUCAUGGCAUCAGCUGUUUAGUCGCUCAGCAUCUGUUUCCCCUUGCCCCGAUGUUACUACUUCAGCUCGUGAAAAGAAUGGGCUUCCAGAAUUUAAUGGGCCACAAAUAAGCAGUGCCCGGAAUUUUCUGGCUCAGUAUCCUCCUCUGGACAGCAAGCCCAGGUUAAGCCAAUCGAUGCGGUUUACAGGGUUUCCACCAGUGAAUGGAGCACCUGCUGGCACGCCACUAUCUCAUUUUCCAGCUGCGCACACGCCCUUCUAUACUGAGGCAGAGCCAACAGUAUUGGAAGAACCAGAGCGAUUUGAGGACCCAUGCUAUGAUCCAGAUGCAAUUGCAUUGCUUGGGCCAGUUUCAGAGUCCCUUGACAGCUUCCCUCUUGACUGGGAUAACAGGUUCGUCUUGAGUGAUGUCCCCAAGGAACCACAUGUCAAGCCUUCACCAAUUGAGUCUCCUCUGUCGAGAUCACGGACCGUUGAUGAAAAACCUAUCAAACACUCACAUUUGUCUAUUUCUAAUGGGCCUAAUGGUUCCACGUCACCUGAUGCUACCAAUGAGCAAGGCACAUGGCAAAUGUGGAGCACGCCAUUGGUUCAGGACAGCUUGGGUCUGCGAGGUCCCCAGACACAGUGGCUUCUUCCAAAUAAGAAUCAGUUUACCCAUUGUGUCGAUAAUUUGAAUGUCGGAAUUAGAAGCCCCCUAAGUGCUGGUUUGCAUGGCAAUGAUAUAUGGCUGCAGAAAUCACCCUUCCAGCAAUUGCCCCUUGACUCCGAGAAUAUGUUCCUUUCACAUGAUUUGUCAGAAAGUGAUUUACAGAAUGACUUGGGUUUUGGAUCUCCAAACAAAGCUGCGCGUCUACACCCCUUUGUCCCACCUGGUCCUGGACAUUCUUGGUCCAAGGAGGAACUUGUGCUGAAUGGACCUCCAGGAGCUACUCAAAUCCGCUCACCGAAGGGAGUGCAUGCUGGCUUGUUUCCAACUAAUCCCAAUGUACAGUCAGUUUGGUCGUUCGAUCAAAAGAGAGACAACAUAGAACUUAUAAACUGAUGUGCCUGAGCCCAGACUUUCUUGCCUCCCUCCUUCCAGCUUAGGGAGUUGUGGAGAUAUGUUGAACUGUAUUCCCUUAUGCAAGAUUGGACAUGGCCAUUUUAUUAAGUAUCAAUCACCUCUUAUUGUCGCCCCCACUCGUUAGGCUUCUUGCUUGAUGUUUUGGUUUUGUGCAUCUCAAAGUUAUUUUGUGGAUUCGAUGAAAAAUGGGGUGCAAACUCACUGCACACAGGCUUUGUUUCACCAAUUCACCCUUACCAUUGCAGUGAACUGUGAGAUUACCA
Brachypodium distachyon (stiff brome) is the source of this 3152-nucleotide messenger RNA. RefSeq names its product stress response protein nst1. The record is from RefSeq and is a predicted model, not a curated record. The transcript has 3 exons. The coding region runs from base 424 to 2868 and encodes 814 amino acids. Lineage: Eukaryota; Viridiplantae; Streptophyta; Magnoliopsida; Poales; Poaceae.